This is a messenger RNA of Aspergillus japonicus CBS 114.51, 1884 nucleotides long. Its product is annotated as fungal specific transcription factor domain-containing protein. NCBI's taxonomy places the organism in Eukaryota, Fungi, Ascomycota, Eurotiomycetes, Eurotiales, Aspergillaceae. Gene Ontology annotation, cellular component: nucleus. Bases 1 to 1884 code for a protein of 627 amino acids. Gene Ontology annotation, biological process: DNA-templated transcription; regulation of DNA-templated transcription. Gene Ontology annotation, molecular function: zinc ion binding; transcription cis-regulatory region binding; DNA-binding transcription factor activity, RNA polymerase II-specific. The transcript has 6 exons. The record is from RefSeq and is a predicted model, not a curated record.
AUGGAUACCGCCAUAAUAGGACACACGCCUCUCCAGGGAAAGAAAGUGACACCUGCAUGCGAGAAAUGCCGUGUCCUCAAGGUGAAAUGUGUUCAACCCGGAGAGGGACAGCCUUAUGUGCCAGAUCAAACUCUCAGUGUGUUUUUCCGGCGCCGAGGCAGCGAGCUCGAGUUGUACAACGCCCUAAACCGUAAGUGGUGGGGAUGGAGGCGACUGGCCGAUCUUGAGACCAAACUCACCAAUAUAAUCGGUCUUCUUUCGCGCUCGACUGAUCCCCUUACCGAGGUCCGAACACCGCUUGAUGACGAUUCUGGACCGCCUGCAAUAACCGAUUAUCCUGGUGACAGGCACCACCAAGCAGUCGAGUGGAUGAGCGAAGAUGUCCUUCCUAGUCCUGCGAUGGCCACAGGCCCGGAGUCAGGCGAACACCAGAAUACUAUGGAAACUUCGUGGGACUCCUCUACUGCUAUAGAUGCCGCGUGGGUGACCAGUUUAGGACUCAGUCCUGUCGUCCUCGAGCAUCUGCUAGACAGAUUCCGCGGCAUGGCAUCCUACUUCCCGUUUGUGCGACUCCCAAGCGCCUGCACUGCUGCAUCAAUGGCUAAAAAUCGCCCCUUCCUAUUGCUUGCAGCUCUCGGCGCUGCUUCAUCAAACUACUGCCAUAUUCAAGACGCUCUGAUCCGACAAUUUAGAGAGUCCCUCGGCCAGCAGGCUGUCAUCGCUGGCGAGAAGGACUUAGAUCUGCUCCAGGGAUUACUUGUCCACCUUGCCUGGUUCCAUUUCUCGUUCAUUCCAGGGAGUCAGCAAGAAUACCAGUACCUACACAUUGCGAUCAGCAUGGCCAUUGAUCUGCGACUCGACCAAGCGACGGCCGACGUAGUCGAGCAGCGAAAUGAACUGAGGGAUCCGUAUGCUCGGGAUGCAUGCCGAGCUUAUUUGGGCUGUUAUUACAUGUCUAGCAUCAUUGCAUUGGCCUCGGGAAAGCCCAAUAACCUCCGAUUCCACAAGGACAUGCUUCAAUGCGCGAUGCUGCUGCAGCGGGAACCAGAGUUUGAGACCGACCUCUUGAUCUAUCCGAUAACGAAGGUCCUGCAGUUUACUGACGAUGUCUGCGAGACUUAUCGAUCAGAAGUGUUGCUGAUUGACCGCUAUUAUGCCGUCAAGAUCCGAAUCGAAGAAAUGGGAUUGGUGUAUUGCUACGGGCAGAGAAGACCUCCAUCUCGAGAAAGAGAAAAAGCGUCCACCAUCUUGUCUGCACAUCCACGGGUCAUCAGCAACCUGAUCAAAUGUGUCAGUUCUGCACAAGGCUAUCUCGCUAUAUUUUGCGCCCUUCCGGUUACAGAGCAAAGUAGCUUCCCAUUUCCUACCUGGUACCAGGUUAUUUUGGUUGUCUUUGUGCUGUACAGGUUGUCCGUGGGACUGCCGGAAGUACCCCAGUGGAACGUUGAUCUCGCGCGGCAGACUGUGAAUCUACAGGAAUACAUUGGUCAACUGCUGUCCCAGUUCCAAGCUAUUGAGCCUUUGACAGACAGGCAAAUACCCACCAAGAGCCUCUUUGCGAGGCUGCCGGAGAUCAUGAAAAGUGUGAGAACUUCCUAUGCAUUGGCAACCGAGAAGGGCGCACAGGGGGGUGAUAGCUGCCAUGCACACCACGAGCUUGCGGCUUGGAAUCGCACCGCCCCCUCUAAUCCAGGGCUGCACCGCUGCCCAGCAGUGCGGUAUUCUAUGCGUCACGUCGCCGCAGCUCACGAUGUACCCACCCCACCGAGCGCGGUUGCUACAGAAGUCCAGAGGAUUGAAGAUGAGAAGCUAUGGGGCGAUCUAUUUCUGAUGGAUACACUCUCUAGUGUGACAGGGGCUCCUCCUUCAAUAUUUGACCAGUGA